AUGGACGCCCAACAAAUCAACGCCAACACACUCAUUCUGCUUUCUACUGUCUACUAUUUCGUCGAGCGGGUUCUGCGAUAUGCGCUGCGCCGAUGGGACCCACGCUUCUCGAACUUCCUACACCAAACACGCAAGGAUGCGUGCUUCUUUGGAAUAUCCAUGGGGCUGCUGAUCAGCCUACUCUCGACGCCGUCAUGUGCGCGGGGGGCGUGGAACGCCUGGAGCGCCCUGGGCGCCUCCCCUCCCGCCCCUUGGUCGCUUGACGAGGACGUCCAGACAUGCGUGACCGCGCGCGCUGUCCUCUGGAUCUCCGAGCUUAACCGCCUCGACAUGUACACCCUCUACGUCGUGCACCACGCCGGCGCGCUUCUCUCCCUCCUCUCCUUUCUCUAUCUCCAAUGGCCGGUUCUCCCCGUCAUCGCCGUAUUCGCAACACUCGUCUCCGAGAUCCCCGGCGAUUUUCUGUGGAUGCUCUCCGCCUACAUCGAGAGCCUCGACGCGGAUGCGCCGUCGCCCACCACGGGCACGGCCACACUCCCCACGCAGCUACACACGCUUAAGCACCGUCUGACCGUGUUCAACGCACUCCAAUACGCGCUCGUGCGUGGCGCCGGCAUCCUAUUCCUCCUGUGGCUUAUAUUAUCGAACGCUUUCCCCGAAGUCACUCUCAGGACACGCAGCGCCGCCGUCCAGCUGGAGGCAUACUCCCUCGGCAUACUAUACACCGCCUUCUGUGCCGCCUACGUCGUGCGCCAGUACCGCAGCAUUCAGGGCCAUCGCAGGGCCGCGGCCUUUGCUCGACGCAGUCAUUCAGUGCUGUAUAGCGAGAAGUUUGUGCAAUGA
Messenger RNA from Mycena indigotica, 843 nucleotides. RefSeq lists its product as uncharacterized. The coding region runs from base 1 to 843 and encodes 280 amino acids. NCBI's taxonomy places the organism in Eukaryota, Fungi, Basidiomycota, Agaricomycetes, Agaricales, Mycenaceae. The transcript has a single exon. The record is from RefSeq and is a predicted model, not a curated record.